AUGGGCAAAUCCUGGAUUUAUGCUGUAAAUAAAUCUCACAAUCGGAUUUUUACGGGGAAUAUCGAAAUAGAUGAAGAUCAGGCAACAGAACCCUACCAACCUGUUGUUGGAAACGAGGACCUCAUCCAGACACCACGAGGGACAUUUAGUCGGAGCCUACUAUUACCGGUACGCUUUCCAGUGGAGCGAAAAAAUGGACAUUUUAUUCCCAAAAAGGGGAGUAUUCUUCCUACGGAUGUUGGCAGCCGGAUAGGAAUUAUGUAUGUUGUAAAUGAGGAUCGUGCAGAGAUGCACUUUAUUAUUAAUGGACUGGAUCAGGGACCUUGUGCCAAAAACAUACCUUACCAAGAUGGUCCUUUAUAUGCCAUUGUGGAUGUUUAUGGAACUACCAAGCAAGUACGAAUAAUCCAGCUUUAUGGGGUGACAUCAUUACAGAAUGCUUGUCGAGAAAUUAUCUUACAACUGGUCCGAAAGGAGGACAUUGACACAUUACCAUUGCCAACGAAAUUAAAGCAAUUCCUGUUCGGAGGGAAUGUACAGAAAAAGGCAACUGCUGCCAACACCUACCUUCACUUCUCUUCCCCACUUCCUUUACCAUCAGUCUAUCUAUUUCUCUCUGGACUCUAG
Messenger RNA from Acanthosepion pharaonis, 627 nucleotides. The record is from the annotation of a GenBank genome assembly. Lineage: Eukaryota; Metazoa; Mollusca; Cephalopoda; Sepiida; Sepiidae.